GAAUGAAAUGUCCGUCUCCCUCCCCGGGCUCCGGCGUUGCCGCCGCGCCGCCGCUGAGGGGACCAGGAAGUGUGGGGAGCCUGGAAAAAAAGACCAGCGGAGCCCACGCCGGGCCCGCCUGCCUCCCGCUUCUUUGUGCCGCGGCUUCUGCUCCCCGCCGCGAGGGGAGGAGGAGGAGGCGAGAUGGCGGCGCUGGCCGGCCGGCCGGGCCCUGGAAACGCGGCGGCCGCGGCGGCGGGGCGGACGACCCAGAGCGAGGCCCGAGCGAGACGGCAGCGCCUCGUCCUGGGUCGCCUGCGGGGCAGCGGGGAGCCCAACCGUCCUCGCCUUCAUUCCCCCCCCCCGCGCCCUCUUCCCGAGUGGGGGGUCCUCCUGCGGUGAGGACCCCCCUGAGGCCCCCUCAUUACUAUUUGAGGUGGGGGCGCUGUGGUGACCCUCGGGGAGGGGAGGACGCCUCCCCGUUUCUUUCCCUCCCCGGGCGGAGUUGGGCUUGUUUUUAAGCCGCCCCGCUUUGUCCGCUUCUGGCUGGGCUCGGCCUAAAGAAGAGGGGUCGCGGGGUGGUACGGGGCGGGUGGCCCCUCGCCAGCCCGACCCUCCCGUCGUGCCGCGCCGCGCCGCUUUUUCCGCGGUUCCAGGACUGGCUGGGGUCCGAGGGGGGAAAUGGGACGCUGUCAGAGAAAAAGGGGCUCCCGCAAUCCCCAGCCAAGGAGGAGAUGCUUCGUCCUGCUGCCCGGGCAUGACGGCCCUAAAGAUGGAUGGUGAUAAUUCUACAACAGAUGCUUCACAGCUGGGAAUUGCUGGAGAUUAUAUUGGUAGUAGUCACUAUGUGAUCCAACCUCAUGAUGAUACUGAGGACAGCAUGAAUGAUCAUGACGAUACAAAUGGUUCCAAAGAGAGUUUUAGAGAACAAGAUAUAUAUCUUCCUAUUGCAAAUGUGGCAAGGAUAAUGAAGAAUGCUAUACCUCAGACAGGAAAGAUUGCUAAAGAUGCAAAAGAAUGUGUGCAGGAGUGUGUCAGUGAAUUCAUCAGUUUUAUCACAUCAGAAGCAAGUGAGAGGUGUCAUCAAGAGAAACGGAAGACAAUAAAUGGAGAAGAUAUUCUCUUUGCUAUGUCUACUCUGGGGUUUGAUAGCUAUGUUGAACCUUUGAAGUUGUAUCUUCAGAAGUUUAGAGAGGCAAUGAAGGGAGAAAAAGGCAUUGGUGGAACAGUUACCACAGCAGACGGCCUUAGUGAGGAGCUCACAGAGGAAGCAUUUACUAGCCAGUUGCCAGCAGGUUUGAUAACUACAGAUGGCCAACAACAAAAUGUCAUGGUUUAUACAACGUCCUAUCAACAGAUUCCUGGUGUUCAACAAAUUCAGUUUUCAUGACUUGAAGACUUUAGACAUGUAAGAAAUAUGAACAAGGGAUGCUAAAGGAAAGAGAACUUGAAUUUGAAUUGGCUAGCGAAGAAAGAAAUGUCACUUUGUAUAUUCAAUAGUUGUAAUGUAGCUUCCUGAGGCUUGACUAAUUGAGACGUGAACUCUGAAUCAAACCUUUUUUCAUGAGUGAUUUUAAAAGAAAUUUGGAUUUUAAAGGUAUUAAAAUAUUUUUUUUGUUUUGUACAAGAGUUUGUUGCUCUGUAUAACUCCUAUAUGCAUUGUAUAUUGCAAUUUACUACUGUCAAGAGAUUUGUAGACAGUUUCUUAUUUUCAUAUUGAAUCAUGUUACUUUUGUAAUUCAAGUAAACAGCUGGGUUUAAUUCACGUUUACCCUUUGAAUAAAACACAAGGGUACCGUUCAUUUUGAAUGCAAGUUGCCUUUAUUAUAAAAAUUGAGAUGAUCUUUUGUUUUGUAUCUGUCUUGCAUGAGUUGAAUUAAAUAUUUAUUAAUAUUUAACUUGAAAUUCCUCAAAUGCCCACAAUUCAAAAUGAGCGCUCCCAGUACUUUUAAUAUAAUACUUCAAAUAAUGGGAAUCUAGAAGUAACCCAUCUUUGGAUCCUAGCAUUAUAACCUUGGGUCAUGGUCCCUGGGAACUAUUUUGCACAAGCUGUAAAAGAAUGAAGGUGGGUUUGUCACGAACUGUUGUCUUGUAUGCAGAAUUAGUUCUGUGGAUUGUCUGGUACCCAGUAUCAGUGUUAACUGUAUCUGGUAGUGCAGUCCCUGUUUUGCAACAAUUAGAAAUAUGUAGUAAAAGGGUUAUUUUUUUGUUGAUCUUUGAAUAGGGAUAUUCAUCUUGCUACUUUUGAAAUAAAUUCCUUUUAAUUUAUGA
Thamnophis elegans (Western terrestrial garter snake) is the source of this 2250-nucleotide messenger RNA. It is a transcript of the gene NFYB, whose product is annotated as nuclear transcription factor Y subunit beta. The coding region runs from base 737 to 1369 and encodes 210 amino acids. Gene Ontology annotation, cellular component: CCAAT-binding factor complex; nucleus. Lineage: Eukaryota; Metazoa; Chordata; Lepidosauria; Squamata; Natricidae. Gene Ontology annotation, molecular function: DNA-binding transcription activator activity, RNA polymerase II-specific; RNA polymerase II cis-regulatory region sequence-specific DNA binding; protein heterodimerization activity. The transcript is spliced from 7 exons. The record is from RefSeq and is a predicted model, not a curated record. Gene Ontology annotation, biological process: regulation of transcription by RNA polymerase II.